This is a messenger RNA of Neurospora tetraspora, 2315 nucleotides long. RefSeq lists its product as uncharacterized. Gene Ontology annotation, cellular component: COP9 signalosome. Gene Ontology annotation, molecular function: metallopeptidase activity; protein binding. The coding region runs from base 436 to 1854 and encodes 472 amino acids. Gene Ontology annotation, biological process: protein deneddylation. Lineage: Eukaryota; Fungi; Ascomycota; Sordariomycetes; Sordariales; Sordariaceae. The record is from RefSeq and is a predicted model, not a curated record. The transcript has 2 exons.
CUUUGUUGUCAUCGAAAAUAAACAAUGGUGGUCUGAAGCGAGGGGUGCACGGGCCCAAGCUUCCGUCCAUCCUAGCACAGUGUCUUGAAUGACGAAAAGUAGUUGACACACUGUACACCCCAGGCUGCCGCAGGCCCGCAGCCCAAACGGUUCACGGCGGGGACGCGACAGCGACACUGGAACUACAGAAGCUGCCACCAGCAACCGAAUCAAUCAUGACCAAUUGAAGCUUUUCGUCCUCUCAAUAACACAUUGACCAACAUCUCGAUAGCGAGCGAGGGCAACGCCGACUUCCAGGCUUAUACAACUUCCACUACAGGUUGACGACAGCCAUAACAACCAGCCGAUCUCUUCCUCAUUUACCCCGCCGUCAAUCAGUUAUCACCAAACACAACCGGGAGUCGCAACGAGUUCACGACCAAAAAGUCCGAAACCAUGGCCGUCGCUACGGUCAACCCGUUGAUGUCGACCCAAAAGUCAGACAGCAGCCUACAAGUAGCUCUACACCCACUGCCCAUCCUCGAGAUUUCCGACUACAUCACACGCAGCUACCUGCGCGGCUACAAGGGCGCCAUCGUGGGUGCCCUCAUCGGCCAGCAAAAUGGCCGUCAGAUCACCAUCGAGCACAGCUUCUCUGUCAAGACGGAACACACUGGCCAAAAUUACAAGGUUGAUUCGGAAUGGUUCACGGCUCGUCUGGAACAAAUGAAAGCCGUCCACAAGGAUCGUGCCCUCGACUUUGUCGGAUGGUACACCCUAGUGCCCAAGAGCGGUCCUACCGACGCCCAUCUCCCAAUACACAACUACUUUUACUCACAAAACGAGUCCGCCGUGCUUCUUGGCUUUCACAUCCAAGAAAUCCUGAACCCCGUGGCUGGCGACCCCCUACCUUUGACGAUAUACGAGAGCAACCUGGAGGUGGUCGAUGGCGCCGAGACCAGUACUACGGAAGCAGAAGGCGACGACAAGGAGAUGAAGGAUGUCGCAGCCGAGCCCUCAAGAUCAAUCAAGUUCCGGGAACUUCCUUACACCACAGAAACGGGUGAAGCCGAGAUGAUCGCCCUGGAAUUCGUGCGGGAAGGUGGCAGCGCAAACGUUACCUCUGCCACAACAGCCACCGAGGAUGAGGGCUCCGACAAGCCUCUCAUGAAGAAGGUUGUCGACACAGUCAAGGGCAGCAAACGACGCGCCGUGAGCUCAGAGGAUACAGCCGAAGCACCCACAACGAGUAGCGCCGCCAAAGGAGCCGCAACAAACAACAGAGACGCCAACCUCACCAAGCCCGAACUAGAUUACAUGUCGGCUCUCCAAGCCAAAUACAAUGCCGUCCAGAUGAUGAAGAAGCGACUCGACACCGUCAUCUCCUACCUCCAACGCCUACCCCCCGAUUACCUUCCCAGCCAACAAACCGAAUCUGCGGCGGAGGGCACCCAGCCCCAAUACACCGUUCCAUCGAACAAGAUCCUUCGCCAGAUCCAAGCGCUGGUGACCAACGUCCAGCUAGCCAUGUCCAACUCGACGACUUCAGGAGGGCAAGGACAACGAGAGAAGGAGACGGAUCUCGGCGCGCUAGAAAAGGAGCUGCUCAAGGAAACAAACGACGUCAGGCUCGUCGAGCUGAUUGCCGACUUGAUGAGCAGCGUGAAGGACAUGAAGGAGGUGGGAAAGAAGUUCCAUGUGGUCGAAACGGCUAAGAAUAACAAGCGGCGCGAACAGGAACCACACGGACCAGGAGGGUUUAAUCCCAACCACCCGGGCGGGAUGAUGAGAGAGCACGCCGGCUCGGUUGGCGAGGGGUCUGGUUCUGGUUCGGGUCCUGGUGAUUUGGCUAGGUUCAAUCUUUUGUCGGGCUAGAAGGCUGAAUACGAAGACUUCGAUGUUUAUUGAGUAAUCGUUGGCUUUGCGACUCGAAUUUCACCCUCACUUGCUACCUUGCUUGUGGCUCGGGAAGCUGGCUAGCUUUUAUUGGGUUGGCGUCGAUAGCCAAGCUAUGGCACAUCGCCUGUGCUACAAUGUCUAGGAAAGUUGCGGGCAUUAAUUACUGGCUGGGAUAGGCUUACAAUGGUAUAUCGCGCCCGUAUGCAGGAGGGAGCGAGUUUCGAUCCCUUAUUGACACUGGUGUGGAUAACCGAUAGAUGCUGCUGCUGGAGUAUUAUUAUGAUGCAUGACGACGAUGACAAAAACAAUAGAUGAGGGAAAGCUACUUAUUAGGGGAGGGGGCUGGGCCACGCUCGGCUCAAAGAAGAAAGAAGCCGUUCGGUAGCACUUAGUUAGGAGACUCCGAUAAUGAAAGUUACAUACAUACAUAACCAUAA